GUGUCUCUUCAGAGGUGGAGACACGAACUUGUGUCCACAGCUUUUGUCCCAAACUUUUCCUUUUUGGACAAAAGUGGAUAAUAGUGGACGGACGGAAGGAGGCUGAGAGGACCGGGACCAGGACCAGAAUCGGGGGCUGACCACACCACACCGACACCCGCAUUUAGAAUCCCUCCAUACCCUGCUCCGUCCCGCAGUCCACGCACCGACCCCUCUCCGCGCGUCAGGCCGCCUCUGGGAGCUCGUGUCCCGGUGUAGAAGGCAGCCGCGCCCCGCUGCUUCGCGCUGGUUUCUCAGCAGAACUCCUCUGCUCUGGACCCGUAUCCGUCCGCGGAUCCACUCCUGAGGGGGAAAAAAAGUUCCCUUUCGAACUUUUUUGAGCUCCAAUGAGGCGCGCGCAGCCGAGCGAGAGCGAGCCCAGCUGACGCUCAGUGGUCGGGGAUCGAUCGGUGUGAUCUGCUCGGAUUGCUCCAAGGAGCGGAGAGGACAGACCUGGGUCUGGAUUGGGUCGGACGGGCCGGGAUGGAGGGUCGUCUGUCCCCGGGACGGGCCUCCUCGCCCUGCGGGCUGAGGCUGAUCCUCCUCCCGCUGAUGCUGCUGCUGCUGAGCUGCUGCAGAGCUGAGGAAGAGGUGUUGAUGAACACCAAGUCGGAAACAACGGACCUCCGGUGGACGAACCAUCCUGCGGACAACCCUGAGUGGGAGGAGAUGAGCGGAUUGGAUGAAGAGUUGAACAUGGUACGCACCUAUCAAAUCUGCACGCCCAAAAGUCCGUCCUCCAAUUGGCUAAGGACACGCUGGAUCCCACGGCGGGCGGCGACCACCCUCUAUGUGGAGAUCAGGUUCACCAUGAUGGAAUGUUCUGGCCUGAACCAGCGUCACUGCAAAGAGACCUUCAAUCUUUAUUACUACCAGUCUGACAAGGACGAGGCCACGCCCACUCACCCCGCCUGGAUGGAGAACCCUUACACUAAAGUCGCCACGGUCGCAGCCGACCACCUGCUGCGGCCCGGUGGCGAUCGGCGCUCCAACAUCAAACUGGUGCGCCUGGGACCGCUGCGGGGGGCGGGGCUCUACCUAGCCUUCCAAAGCCAGGGAACCUGCAUGGCGCUGUUGUCCGUGCGCGUUUUCUACAGGAAGUGCUCGUCCCUCCGCCGUGCCUUCGCCUCCUUCCCAGAAACCAUCCCCCACUCUCUGGUUGAACAGGCUCAGGGUGUGUGUGUGGAGAACGCUGUGACGCCGCCUGGAGAGCACUCACAGCCUCCCAGCAUGCUUUGCGGCGAGGACGGGCAGUGGGUGGGGCAGGCGACAUCCAGCUGCGCCUGUCGCCCCGGGUACGAGGCGGUGGAGUCCGACGUGCGAUGUCGAGCCUGUCCUUCGGAUCAUUUUAAGGCGGGACCAGGACCCAGUGGGUGUCGGCCAUGUCCAACGUACAGCAGUACAAAGAUUCCAGGCUCUGCCUACUGCCCCUGUUACUCUGGUUACUACCGAGCUGACUCCGACCCACCACAUGCCGCCUGCACCCGACCGCCCUCAGCUCCCCGCUCCAUCGUGAGUCAGGUCAAUGACACCACAGUUACUCUGGAGUGGAGCGAGCCACUGGACCGAGGAGGAAGAGGAGACUUGACCUACAGAGUCCUGUGCUCCAGCUGUGGGACUGCUAGCAAGGGAUUGGCCGGUUCUUGUUCGCCAUGUGAUGACAGCGUCUUGUACCGUCCGGCGCAGCGCAGUCUGACCCAGCGUCGAGUCGUCGUCUGGGGUCUCCACCAAUACACGCAGUACACUUUCAUUAUCCAAUCCCUGAAUGGCGUCUCUGCUCUCAGCCAAUCAGAGCCGGCCUCGGACAAAGUCAACGUCACCACCAACAGAGACGUUCCCGCCCCGGUGUCCGGUCUGAAGAGGACAGCGUCGUCCGAGACAAGUCUGACUUUGGAGUGGGAUGCUCCGGUUCUGCAAAACCAGUACCACAUCCUGGACUACCAAGUCCGCUAUAGCCCCAAGGACGGCGAGGAGGCGGGUCAGUGGCAGUACGUGUCCAGCAGGUCUUCUUCGGUGGUGCUGACGGGGCUACAUCGGGCGACGCAGUACCAGGUGCAGGUCCGCGCUCGCUCGCAGGCCGGGUACGGAUCGUUCAGCGGCGCGAACAGCUUCAGCACGCAGCCUGACGGUGCGAGGAACUCUCAGCUGGUGGUGAUGGCUGUUCUGGUCUCCAUGGGGAUACUGCUGCUCAUCGCCGCGGCGAUCGUCGCUGUGUACUGUUACCGCAGGAGGAGGACACGCUCAGACAUCAGUGAUAAAAGUGGACACUUCCCAAUGGGACAGACGAUGAAGGUGUACAUCGACCCGUUCACCUACGAGGACCCUAACGAGGCCGUGAGGGAGUUCGCCAAAGAGAUCGAGGCGUCCUUCGUGAAGAUAGAAGAAGUGAUCGGCGCAGGGGAGUUUGGUGAGGUGUGUCGUGGUCGUCUGAGGAUCCCGGGCAGGAAGGAGAACUACGUAGCAAUCAAGACACUGAAGGGUGGCUACACUGAGAAGCAGAGGCGGGACUUCCUGUCUGAGGCAUCUAUAAUGGGUCAGUUCCAGCACCCCAACAUCAUCCACCUGGAAGGCGUCAUUACCACUUCCUGUCCCGUCAUGAUCCUCACAGAGUUCAUGGAGAAUGGAGCCCUCGACAGCUUCUUGAGGAUGAAUGAUGGACAGUUCACGGCCAUCCAGUUGGUGGGGAUGUUGCGCGGGAUUGCAGCAGGGAUGAAGUAUCUGUCGGAUAUGAGCUUCGUCCACAGAGACCUGGCAGCUCGUAACAUCCUGGUCAACUCCAACCUGGUCUGUAAGGUGUCAGAUUUUGGGCUCAGCCGCUUUCUGACGGAAAACUCGUCUGACCCGACGUACACCAGCUCCCUGGGAGGAAAAAUUCCUAUUCGAUGGACAGCUCCUGAAGCCAUUGCCUACAGGAAGUUCACGUCAGCCAGUGAUGCGUGGAGUUAUGGCAUUGUAAUGUGGGAAGUGAUGUCGUAUGGAGAGCGACCAUACUGGGACAUGAGCAACCAGGACGUGAUCAACGCCAUCGAGCAGGACUACCGGCUGCCCCCGCCACCAGAGUGCCCCACCUCCCUGCACGCACUUAUGCUGGACUGCUGGCAGAAAGAACGAGCCAACCGACCGAGGUUCUGUGAUGUGGUUGCGUCACUUGACAGGCUCAUUCGUAACCCCGCCUCCUUGAAGGUGACGCACCCGGAGGGCCCGAGUUCGUCCCAGCCUCUGUUGGACCAGCGUGUCCCUCCUCCUCUCUCCGCCUGUGGUUCUGUUUCUGAGUGGCUUCGGGCCAUAAAAAUGGAGCGAUACGAGAUGAGCUUCCUGCAGGCUGGUUUCACGAGCCUGGACAUCGUCUCACAGCUCAACACUGAAGACCUGCUCAGAGUGGGCGUGACCCUCGCCGGCCACCAGAAGAAAAUCCUUUCCUCCAUUCAAACGCUCAGGAUACACAAGACUCCACCCACCAUUCUCUACUGACCAACCACAGCCCUGCCCUGGCAAACUGUCCAACAACAAAACACUCAGGAUGCUGAGCCAGCCCAUUCUUUUGUUUUUCAAUCAGAAAGCCUCAGGACCAGUAAGACUAUGCCUCCUGAUGGUUGGACCAGUGAAAUGCCCUGAGCUGUUUUAAAAAGCACAAAGAACACUAAAAGAAUUAAUCCAGCUCUGUUUGCAUCAUUGUUUGACUCCACCCACCCUCUUAUUCUGGCCAAUCAGAACCAAGGACAGAUUUGACUGACUCUUUGAAGGAGCGAGAACAUGGCUGGUCAGCACUCAGGAUGUAUGUAGCCCUGCCCGCUUUGCCAAACCACUACGGCCAUUCCACUGCUCAGGAAACACAAGGCUUCUCAUACUUGGUCAUUUUAUAAUCUGGCCUCCUGCUAACAGUUGCCUGGCCAAUUGGCAUCCAACACAGCCAUGACAUAGGAAGUAAUUCCCUAAUGCCGAUUCCAUAAAGCCUUCUUGUACGUAACUAAGCCCUUCCCACUGCAUUAAGGGACAGCUGGGAUUGGUUCCUGGCCCUGUCCAUCACACAGUCACAGCAGGAUUGAGAUAAAACGGAGAGAACCUUCUCAUGGAGGAGCCGAAGCUGCUGAGGAUGGAGACAAGCUACUAAUAGGGAAAGAGAUUUUUGUACGAGUUCUUAUUUCCAAGGAAUAUUCGGGGAUUUUACACACACACACAUAUAUAUAUAUAUAUGAACAUUUUGAGGAAAUGUAAAUGUAAAAACAUUUUCAGAGAAUGGAACCCCUGUGCACAAAUCAUUUUGAUUCCGAGGAAUUCCAAAGUGGCUGGUUGGUAGUCUCCAUCAUGACGGCAAUAUCUACCCGAGGAACAUAAGGACAACCUGAGGGAACUUGUGUGGAGACAUGUCAAUAUGUUCAAGAAACAUCCGCGUAUCGCACUCUUCGUGAUCAGGGAGGAAUUACCUGGGAUUGCCACAGGAAUCACCAGUGAAACUUUAAAGGGAAUCUUUGUGAAUCUUUGAGAACAUUGCCCAAACUGAAUGGGAUUUCUUUUAAAAAAAGAUAUUCUGUAUUCAAAUUACUGUGAUUCUUCAGGUGCUGAAAUCCGCCCAGAAUGCUGGGAGGCUUUCAGGAAGAAUAUUUACGUCUCACUACAGGACCAGCAUGGUCUUAAGUCCACUUAUCGUGAAGUUGUAAGUAAUCAAGUGUACUCUCUUGAGCCUGGAUUUCCACACUGAGGGAUCUAAAACUAUUUUUUUUUAAACUUUAAAGUGACAUUUAACCAAAAAUGUUAAUAUCAAACACAGUGAAGUGAAAUACAGGAGCUUAAUGUGAUCAGUGACAAUGUUGAGAACAGAGUCAUUGGCCGAUAGGAAGCAGUUGACCGAUCCCAGAGUGUGGGAGCAGACUCAGGUUUGAUGACCACACCACAAAUACUGGAACUGUUAGAUUGUUUGUUGAUGGUUUUGUAUUGUAGCACUUUUUUUACCUGACAUUUGAACACGAUCAUGUUUUUAAACAGCAGCAGAUCAUUGUUUUUAUAUUAAACAUACAUUUCAGGAAAAAAGAAAAAGAAAAUCUGUCUUUUUCAUUGUGUACCACAAGGAGGGGGUAAAAAAAAACUCAGGAGCAAAGGUCACAUCUGAAAUCAUACCCUCAUU
This is a messenger RNA of Solea senegalensis (Senegalese sole), 5161 nucleotides long. Its product is annotated as ephrin type-B receptor 4b-like. The record is from RefSeq and is a predicted model, not a curated record. The transcript has 21 exons. Gene Ontology annotation, molecular function: transmembrane-ephrin receptor activity; ATP binding; protein binding. Gene Ontology annotation, cellular component: plasma membrane; neuron projection. Gene Ontology annotation, biological process: central nervous system projection neuron axonogenesis; cell surface receptor protein tyrosine kinase signaling pathway; axon guidance. Lineage: Eukaryota; Metazoa; Chordata; Actinopteri; Pleuronectiformes; Soleidae. Bases 523 to 3510 code for a protein of 995 amino acids.